Molecule: messenger RNA, 663 nt
Organism: Opisthocomus hoazin
Lineage: Eukaryota; Metazoa; Chordata; Aves; Opisthocomiformes; Opisthocomidae
Product: protein phosphatase 1 regulatory subunit 3C-B-like
Biological process (GO): regulation of glycogen biosynthetic process
Cellular component (GO): protein phosphatase type 1 complex
Molecular function (GO): glycogen binding; protein phosphatase 1 binding
Source: RefSeq, a predicted model, not a curated record
UUUGCUGACAUGAAGGGGCUCUCGCUGACAGCUGUCCGCUUCUUCUCAAAGAUUGAGGAGGACCUCUGCGAUUUGCAGCACGCCCUGUCUGACCUCGCCUGCUUCCGCCCUCGGCUGCGGGACUCACGCCCAGAAGCGUGCAGGUACGUGCUGGACUUCCCACAGCCCGCCGCAGACUACAGGGCUUUCCGCAGCCGCCUACACGGCAGCCACGUCUGCCUGGAAAGCUGCCUGAUCCAGGACCGAGCCCUGUCAGGGACCGUGAAGGUCAGAAACAUUGCGUAUGAGAAGAAAGUGAUGGUCCGCAUCACCUUCGAUGGCUGGAAGAGCUUCCGGGACAUCUCCUGCCAGUACAUGCAUAGCACGUACGGCUCAGCUGACACAGAUACCUUCUCGUUUGAGAUUGCCCUGCCCAAGCCAUCUGUCUCCCGCAGGGCCACAGAGUUCUGCAUCUCCUUCCAGUGUGGACAGAAGACGCACUGGGACAACAACUAUGGGACGAACUACAAGAUCUGCCACGUGGGCAUGGUCCGCCCUCCAUCCCAUGCCGUGAAGAGUGCCAGCGGGGCUUGGGAGCAUCUUGGCACCUCCCGGGCCGCCACCCUGGUCCUGUCCCACCUGCAGACCUGGCGGCAGUCAGAGACCCCAGCUCCCUAUUGGUAG